AUGACGGUAGCAGUAGAAACUACCAAGGCUGAAGAAGGCGAAAACCGACCCAAAAUAGAGACCUUUGAUGACAUACUGCCUUAUGUCGGGGAAGCUGGUCGUUAUCAGCUGAUUUUGUUCAUUAUUUUGUUACCAUUCACGUUUGUUUAUGCAUUUCUAUACUUCACGCAAUUUUUUUUGACGCUUGUUCCUAAUGAGCACUGGUGCUUUGUUCCGGAACUCAAUAACACAAAUCUUAGUGAUACGCAAAAAAUUAGUCUAUCGAUUCCACCAGCGAGUGAUGUUGCUGAAGUCCAAGCCGAGGGCACAACACACUUUGCAAGAUGUUUCAUGUACGCUGUAAACUAUACAGAAUUGUUAAACAACAACAUAACAAAAGCAGAUCCUUCAUGGCCCACUAAACCAUGUCAGCACGGCUGGAGCUUUAAUUACACCGCUGUACCAUAUGCAUCGAUUGCUGCCGAGCUCGAGUGGGUCUGUGACAAAAACUAUCUAUCGUCAGCUGCCCAAUCGGCUUUCUUCGUCGGCAGCAUAAUUGGAGGCUUCAUAUUCGGGUACAUCGCGGAUCACUACGGAAGAAUACCGGCAUUGGUGUCCUGCAACGCUGUGGGCUUCUUCGCUUCAGUAGCCACCGCGUUUUGCGAUAAUUUUUGGAGCUUCGCGUUGGCGCGUCUAGUUGUCGGGUCUUCAUUUGACAACUGCUUCAAUAUACUUUUCAUAAUAACGAUCGAGUAUGUUGGACCGAAGUACCGUACAUUAGUGGCAAACAUGUCCUUCGGUAUAUACUUCGCCGUAGCAGCGAGUUUAUUACCGUGGAUUGCUUAUUGGAUCGCUGAUUGGCGUAUGCUCAGUUGGAUAACAGCAUUACCAUUAAUUACUGCAUUCCUCGGACCUUGGAUUGCGCCUGAAAGUGCUCGGUGGUAUUUGAUGGCCGGCAAAGUUGACAAAGCCAUCGAAAUGCUCAAGAAAUUCGAAAAGGUCAAUGGUAAAACUGUCAAGCAAGAGGUUUAUGACGAAUUUGAAAAAAGCUGCAGGACUAUGGUUGAAAAGGAUAAAAAGUUGAACAAUUACACUGUACUUGACUUGUUCAGUAAGCCAAGGCUCGCUCGUAUCACUGUUAUUCUUGUUGUUAAUAAUUUUAACAUUCGACGGUCACGUGUGGAACAUGAAAUUAUUGCAUCCCGAUGUAUUUACGUCAUUCUCCUUAGCAGCGCUGACGGAGUUGCCGGCCGCAAUAUUACUGGCAUUAUUCCUAGACAAAUGGGGACGUAGAUGGAUGGGCUUCGCAUCAAUGCUCAUCUGCGGAAUAUUCUCGUUCGUUGCACUGGCGACGCCUGAAGGUUCAAUUACGGUCGCCAUGGCGAUUCUCGCUCGUCUCGGUGUUAAUGUUGCUGCUAAUAUCGGCUUCCAGUAUGCUGCUGAAAUGCUUCCCACUGUUGUUCGUGCCCAGGGAGUUUCUCUCAUUCAUAUUAUUGGAUACUUUGCUCAUAUAAUUGGACCCUAUGUUAUUUACUUGGCUGAUGUUAAAAAAGAAUUGCCCUUAAUUUGCUUAGGAUUAAUAGCAAUAAUAGACGCUUUUCUUACAUUAACUUUGCCAGAGACACUGGACCAAGAAUUACCAGAAACUCUUCAAGAAGGCAAUGACUUUGGUAAAGAACAAAGUUGUUGGUGGGUUCCUUGCCUAACUUUGUCACAUGAAAAGAAGAAAAAAUACCGAAGAAAAGUGGGAGCCGUAAAUGCCGGUUAUAAUCCAGGAAGUCUUACAAAAAUAGACUCCACAAGAUUAUAA
Cotesia congregata is the source of this 1789-nucleotide messenger RNA. The record is from the annotation of a GenBank genome assembly. NCBI's taxonomy places the organism in Eukaryota, Metazoa, Arthropoda, Insecta, Hymenoptera, Braconidae.